Molecule: messenger RNA, 684 nt
Organism: Dermatophagoides farinae (American house dust mite)
Lineage: Eukaryota; Metazoa; Arthropoda; Arachnida; Sarcoptiformes; Pyroglyphidae
Product: ubiquitin-conjugating enzyme E2 W
Source: RefSeq, a predicted model, not a curated record
UCGAAUUUUAAAAUUGAUCGAUUCGAAUCAUUUAUAAACAACAACAACAACAAUUCGAACGUUUUUGUUUGUCCAUUCUAAUCAUGUCAUCAAUGCAGAAACGACUGCAAAAAGAAUUAAUGUCAUUGAAAAAAGAUCCACCAACCGGUGUAUUUGUGGAUGAAAUGAAGAUUGAAUCGGAUAUGUCACAAUGGUCAAUAGAUAUUGUAUGUCCAAAAGGAACAUUAUAUGCCGAAGAACGAUUUACGUUGUCUUUCAAAUUCAGUUCAAAUUAUCCAUUCGAUUCUCCGGAAGUAACAUUCAUUGGCUCAAACAUACCCGUACAUCCACAUGUUUAUAGUAAUGGUCAUAUUUGUCUUUCAAUAUUAACCGAUGAUUGGUCACCAGCAUUAUCGGUACAAGCCGUUUGUUUAAGCAUCCUUUCGAUGUUGGCUGGUUGUAAAGAGAAAAAACGACCACCAGAUAAUACAAUGUAUGUUCGUACAUGUUCGAAAAAUCCGAAAAAAACCAAAUGGUAUUAUCAUGAUGAAGAUAUUUGAAAUAUUCGACACACAUACAUUGCAUUUUCCUGGCUACAUCCAUCACAUUCUCACUAUUCUCUCUACAGAUAUAUUGAAUUUCAAUUUUCAAGAAUUUCACAAACAAAAACCUCCCAAAAAACAACAACAACCAUUCACAAUUAUC